AUAUCAAAUGCCUUUGUCUUUCUUGAUUUCCAGUUUCUAUCUGAACACAAACUUCUUGGAAAUAUCAAGAAUGUGGCAAAAACAGCCAAGAAAGAGCAGCUCAUUGAGGCGUAUAACCAGCUGUUUGAGAGCAAGAGGUUUAAGGGCACAGACGUGGAUGCUGUGACUGAACAGGUUCAAGCUGCUAAAAUCAGCGACGCUCCCAAAGAAACCAAGAUGGAGCCGGUGGACGAGGGGCCUCCGAAGUUCACAAAGACCAUCCUGAAGAAAGGAGACAAGGCCAACUUCCCCAGGAAGGGAGACACUGUGAGCUGCUGGUACACUGGGACGCUGGAGGACGGGACUGUGUUCGACAGCAACAUCCCUGCGAGUGAGACACGCAUUUGACACGCUAACCUCAACACACAUAUGACACGCUAACCUCAACACACACUAA
This is a messenger RNA of Sinocyclocheilus grahami, 436 nucleotides long. Its product is annotated as peptidyl-prolyl cis-trans isomerase FKBP3-like. Gene Ontology annotation, molecular function: peptidyl-prolyl cis-trans isomerase activity. The annotation marks the transcript as partial. NCBI's taxonomy places the organism in Eukaryota, Metazoa, Chordata, Actinopteri, Cypriniformes, Cyprinidae. The transcript is spliced from 3 exons. The record is from RefSeq and is a predicted model, not a curated record.